Solanum dulcamara is the source of this 1679-nucleotide messenger RNA. Its product is annotated as serine carboxypeptidase-like 46. Gene Ontology annotation, biological process: proteolysis. NCBI's taxonomy places the organism in Eukaryota, Viridiplantae, Streptophyta, Magnoliopsida, Solanales, Solanaceae. The record is from RefSeq and is a predicted model, not a curated record. The transcript is spliced from 10 exons. Gene Ontology annotation, molecular function: serine-type carboxypeptidase activity. Gene Ontology annotation, cellular component: vacuole. The coding region runs from base 35 to 1528 and encodes 497 amino acids.
UCAAAUUCACUCUAUUUUUAUUUUUCAUCUGAAAAUGGUUCCAAUAUGGUUCUCAUGUAUCUUCACUAUCUUUUCUUCUUUCUUUUACUUGAAGUCAAGUUGUGAGCUCAUAAAUUCUCUUCCUGGACAACCUCCAAAUAUUAUUUUCAAACAACACUCUGGUUAUAUUAUUACAAAUUCUCAAAAGGGUAGAGCUCUCUUUUAUUACUUUGUCGAAGCAGAUUCAGAAAAUGCAGCAUCACUUCCCCUUACUUUGUGGCUCAAUGGAGGCCCUGGUUGUUCAUCUGUGGGUUUUGGUGCUUUUAUGGAACAUGGUCCUUUUCAGCCAGGGAAAGAUGGGAGCCUAAUAAAAAACAAGUAUUCUUGGAAUUUAGAAUCAAACAUGUUAUACGUUGAGUCUCCGAUUGGAGUAGGAUUUUCAUACUCGAAUACAAGCUCAGACUACACCAAUUGGGAUGAUGUUGCAACAGCAAAGGAGAAUCUCCAAUUUAUCCACAACUGGUUAGAGAAAUUCCCCGAAUAUAGAAACUCGGAUUUGUUUUUAGCUGGUGAAAGUUAUGCAGGUCACUAUAUUCCACAGCUUACAGUAUUGCUGAUUGAUUACAACAGAAAGCCUAAUGUUAAGCCAAUCAAGCUUAAAUCAAUAGCACUGGGGAAUCCACUACUGGAUCUUGAAAUAAGCGUUAAGUCUUCCGAAUACCUAUGGUCACAUGGCGCAAUUUCUGAUGAACUCUUUACUAUGAAAAGAACAAUAUGUAACGAAACGAGGUUGUUGUUGGAAUCAAUACAUAAUAAUAUGUCUAACGAGUGCUCAGAAGUGUGGGAACUCACCAAUCGGGAGAUGGGAAGUGAUACAGAUAUGGGCGAUCUGCUCGCGCCAAUAUGUGUAUCUUCUGGUGCAGCAGGACAACUAGGAGCCCUUGAAAAACAUGCCACAAUACAUGAAAAGGAUCUCCGAAAAAUUGCUGAUCCAUGCCUUACUGAUAGGAUACAUCUGUAUCUUAACAAACCAGAAGUUCAAAAGGCACUACAUGCCAACACCACUCACCUGCCAUAUGCCUGGGAUUUUUGUUUGGGGCACCUUCACUAUCAGAGAGGUGAUUUAGCUAUAAAUGUUAUACCUCUACUGUCAAAUAUUCUAAAAGAGAAUAUCCAAGUUCUGCUUUACAGUGGAGACCAAGAUACAAAAAUCCCACUGACCCAAACUAGGAAAAUUGCCAAACUGCUUGCUGGAGAUUUAAAGCUAGUUGCUUUAGAUAAAUAUGGUCCUUGGUAUGAUGGUUUGCAGAUUGGAGGAUGGAGUCAAUCAUUUGGAGAGCUAAGAGAAGGCAAAAAUGUUACAUAUUUAACAUUUGCUACAGUUCGGGGUGCAGCUCAUGAAGUGCCCUAUACUUCUCCUUCACAAGCUCUUACACUUUUUGGAGCAUUUUUGAGAGGACAUCCUCCACCGCGAAAGAACAACGCCAUUCGAGCCAAGAAGAUGCAUAACCCUAUCGAUCUGAUGAACCUCUUUUCAAUUGCAAUUUAGAUUUCAAUAACAGAUUUUCGAGGUUUAUUUUGUUAUCUCUGUUUUAUACUUUAAUUUUUUAAUUGUGACUUGGAAAGUUUAAAGCUAUGUUACUUUAUAGAAAUGUGUAUUUGUUCAAGCAAACUAAAAGAGAGAUAAUGUCACAUAAAAU